Molecule: messenger RNA, 3112 nt
Organism: Brassica rapa (field mustard)
Lineage: Eukaryota; Viridiplantae; Streptophyta; Magnoliopsida; Brassicales; Brassicaceae
Product: bidirectional sugar transporter SWEET8
Biological process (GO): carbohydrate transport
Cellular component (GO): membrane
Molecular function (GO): sugar transmembrane transporter activity
Source: RefSeq, a predicted model, not a curated record
AGAUUUUUGGAUUUUGCCUAUGCACAUAUCGAGUUGAGUUUAUGUUUGGGCUAGGUCAUUUUGGGCUUAAGAAAAAAAAAAUAUCAGUACUAGCCACUAGGUCAAACUCAAUUGUAAUCGUUCGUUAGUUUCAUUAAUUAACGAUUGUAUUUUAGACUGAUUACGCGUAGUUCCACAAAAUUGAUUUCUCUACAUCCUGUAAUUAUUCUUUUCCUAAUUUCAAAACUUUGAUCUUUACUUAAUAGUAGAUUGAUAUUGGUUUAUCACGUUUUGUAUGUUUAUGGUAUAUUGAAAGGCAAUGGUCUAGUCUAUGAUCUUACUACCUACACCAAAGGACAAUAAUAGAUUCGUAGUAGAUAUCAUUAGACUAUAAUUACGACGAUAAUAUUAUUAGGUAUCUUUUUUUAUUUGCAUCUUUCUGUUUAAAUUUACAGACAGAAAUGAUAUGCCAUGGUGAACAUAGUCGAAGAUAUUAUUCAACGUAGUGUGUAUCCCGUAUCAUAUGUUUGACCACAAUAAAUGUUUUGCUAUAGAAAUGUAUGAACUUUAAUAUCAACGUUUGCGUAAGUUGCUUAAUACUUCUUCUUUUUUGGAAAUACUAGACAUUGAUUUUUUUUUUUUUUGCUAAAUAAUACUCGACGUUGAUUUUACCCCCAAAAAAAUUACUUGACGUUGAAUUUUUUGAAAUUAACGCAGACUGAAUAUAAAUGACUUAAUUAUGGUUAAACGGUUGUAUUUACGACUAAACCGGAAUUAAUUUGCAAAACCAAUAUAAGUGAUGAUGAAAAUAACCAUCCGGUUUAUUUGCCUUGGGCAACAAGUCCCAACGAUAUCGCCUGUAGAGUUUGCAUGAGUUUCUUGUGAACUGUACAGUCGAUGGCAAAUCUCGUAAUAUCUUGAGAUAGUUCAAACCUAUAUGUAAUUUUAAGAAGAAUUCUGACGUGGCUUAUAACAACUAGUACGGACCGCCGAAAAUUCAUUUUUCUGUAAAUAGCAAAUUAUGAGAGAAAAAACGAUUGGGAAAAUAAAAGAAAAUAACAACGAUAAUUUAAUGUUAAUUAAUUUUGACCUGAUAAAACGGCAUAUUUAUAGUUUAAUCCGAUUUCAAAUUUAUCCAUAUUGUUUUUUUCUCUUUUGUAAAGAUAGGUUUAUCCAUACUGUUUAAAUACCAGUAUAUAUGCAUUCCUACUGUUUGUGUUUCUACUUAUUAAUUAUUUUAUGAUAAUAUAUCAUCAAAAUUGAAAUUAUAAACAAUUUUUAAAAAAUUAUCGUUAACAAAAAUUUUAAUUUAUUAAUCUAUGAUAAAAAAACUUACAGUAUUAUAAGUUAUAGAAUAAUUAAAAAAUCUUCUACUUAUCCAAAACAUAGAAGACAUUAAUUGAUUUUUACCCUGAUAAAACGGCAUAUUUAUAGUUUAACAUGAUUUCAAAUUUAUCCAUACUGUUUUUGCUUUGUAAAAAAUCAAUUUUCACUAUCUAAGGAUAAUUUAUCUUCAAAAGUAAAUAUUGUCGGUGUUUCUAAUUUUCACUAUCUAAGGAUAAUUUAUCUUCAAAAGUAAAUAUAUAAAAAAAAUACUAGUUUUUUCUAUAGUGAACAAUAUUCUUAAUUUAUUUAUUUUGAGAUAAAAGACUAAAGAUGAUUCUAAAUUGCAGAUAUGCUUAAAAACCUAUUGUAUUAAAAACGUAUGGGACAUUUAAUAAUUUUCUUUAUUGUCAAGAAACUUUUAUAGAUGAUUUCUUUCCUUGCUGAAGAAGAUGUAAAUUACAUUAAAUAUGAGACAAUUAAAAAUGGUCAAAAGGAUGUGGAUAAUUCCCAAAACGUUCAGGAAAUCGAAUUAAAUUAAGCGUUGAAUAAGCAGUAAAUCAAUGAAUUGCAUUAAAAAAAAAGGAAAAAGAGAUUCGACGAAGAUUUAUGUAAUUAGAGGAGAGAAUAUCGUAACAAACUAAAUAUUGACUCCUUGACUCAAACGUCUCUCUUAUCUAAAUCCAUUCCCCCCUCUCUCUCUAUAUAUAAAUAAAUACAUGUGUGUAUGUAUCGAACCCAUACAUUACACCCGAAACGCUCUCUCUUCUCUCUCGAUUAGGUUUCCUUCUACACUUGCUCUUCUUCUUCAUCAAUCUCUCUCUCUCUCUCUCUCGUUUCGAUUGCAACAAUGGUUGACGCUAAACAAGUCCGCUUCAUCGUCGGAGUUAUCGGGAACGUGAUCUCCUUCUUUCUCUUCUUCUCGCCAAUGCCGACGUUUUGGAGGAUCUUUAAGAACAAGUCUGUAGAGGAGUUUCAGCCGUGGCCUUACGUGGCAACGAUGAUGAACUGUAUGCUUUGGGUUUUCUAUGGACUCCCUGUUGUUCACAAGGAUAGUAUCCUUGUUACCACCAUUAAUGCGGUCGGCAUGGGAUUCGAAGCUUUCUACAUAUCCGUCUUCUUAAUCUACUGUGGCGGCAAGAAAAACUUCAGGAGGAACAUUGGGUUAUACCUUGUGGCUGAGGUUAUUGCGGUGGCUGGGAUUGUUUUGAUUACUCUUUUCGCUAUUCAAAACGAGUUUGCAAAACAGACGUUCGUUGGUGUCAUCUGCGACGUCUUCAACAUUGCUAUGUAUGGAGCUCCUUCACUUGUCAUCAAAAAAGUGAUAAGGACAAGGAGUGUAGAGUACAUGCCGUUUCUCUUGUCUUUCGUCAGUUUCGUUAACGCUGGGAUUUGGACUGCCUACUCUUUGAUCUACAAACUCGAUCUCUACGUUCUUAUAAGCAACGGUCUAGGAACAGCCUUGUGUGCAUCUCAGCUAAUUGUCUAUGGUUUGUACCGCAACGCUACUCCAAGGGAUGAGGAUAAAACGAAGCCAUCGGAGAUUGAAAUUCCAGCGACGGCCUGAUGUUCAAGUUGUUGAUGUUUGGAUCUUCUCUACUAUGCGUACAUGUACAUACACAUUUGUGUGUAUGUAUAAGGAUUUUUUUAUCUUUUCAGCUUUGUUUGGGUUUUGGUAGAAUCUUAAUAACAUUACUUCUUUUUUAAUUGUCUAUUUUCUGGAUGAUUUUUUUCUCAAGUAUUGAUUUGUCAAAAAUUUAUCCCUCCCUUCCCCAUUUUUUUCACUGAAUAUUAAGCUUUUGUUUUUCUA